Messenger RNA from Staurois parvus, 960 nucleotides. NCBI's taxonomy places the organism in Eukaryota, Metazoa, Chordata, Amphibia, Anura, Ranidae. The record is from the annotation of a GenBank genome assembly.
AUGAAUGUCACGGUUUGUGUCCAGUUCGAAAGAAGCUCUUGUCUAGAUGGGAAUUUUACUUUCCAAUACAAAGAGAACCCAGUGAUCAAAAACAUGGAGCCCAGAAGCAGCCACAUGAGUGGAGGUCGAAUCAUCACUCUUACUGGAGAACGAUUCAGCCUAGUUCAAGACGUGAAGAUAAAGAUUAAAAACCAUAAUGGAGGACAAAUGAACUGCACUGUUAUGAGUGACACGGUGAUCACCUGCCCAUCCCCCACUGCCCCCAACACCACGCAGGAGAAAAAAAACAUCAGUGUCUCCUUCUACGUCAACGGUGUCUAUGAUCUGUCCAACGAGGAACUCAGAGAUGACCAAUCAGAGACGGGAUCCAGCAAGUUCAGCCUGGAAUAUCAACCCAACCCCUUGUUCUUCACCGCCCAGAGGGAGAAGCUGAUCAAACACCAUGUUGGAGAACCCCUGACUUUGGUCAUACAUAAAGAACAUGACGACCUGGGCCUGAGGGAGGAUGAGUACCAAGUCAAGGUCGGCCAUACUCCAUGCGAUCUGAUAGUUUUCAAUGACAAAGUCAUCCACUGCACCAUCAACGGGUCCUUAGACUCAUCAGAGCGCUACCAACCUGUCACCGUACAAGUCGGUAAAUACAACCAGACCAUCACCAUGCUUCAUCUGGCCGGCAUAGACACCUCAAUCAUUGUGUCUGUCAUUAUCUGUAGCAUAUUGUUGCUUCUGUCUGUGGUGGCACUCUUUGUCUUUUGCACCAAGAGCCGACGAGCCGAGCGUUAUUGGCAGAAAACGCUCGUACAGAUGGAAGAGAUGGAGUCCCAGAUCCGGGAAGAAAUUAGAAGAGGAUUCGCCGAGUUGCAGACAGAUAUGACGGAUCUGACCAAAGAGCUGAACCGCAGCCAGGGAAUACCAUUCCUGGAGUACAAGCAUUUUGUGACCCGCACCUUCUUCCCAAAG